This is a messenger RNA of Paramuricea clavata, 6431 nucleotides long. NCBI's taxonomy places the organism in Eukaryota, Metazoa, Cnidaria, Anthozoa, Malacalcyonacea, Plexauridae. The record is from the annotation of a GenBank genome assembly.
AUGUGUGACGAUUGGUACGCAAAUAUGGAUAAAGGUGAAUUGAAUGGAGUUGUAUUCUUAGAGAUCUGUAAGGCUUUUGAUUCCAUAAAUCACAAAAUAUUGCUUAACGAAUUGGAAACACAGUUUGUUAUCUCCAACAAGGAAUUAAACUGGUUUAAAUCUUACCUUACGAAUCGUGAACAAGUUUGUACUAUAAAUGGACAUACAUCGUCCGCAAAAAAGAUUAUUUGUGGUAUCCCUCAGGGCUCAAUUUUAGGGCCUUUGCUAUAUUUCUACUUUAUAUUAACGACCUACCGGAUAAACUCAAAAAAAACAACACCUUGUUUAUACGCUGACGAUACCGAAAUUAGAAGAUUCGUAGGUUUCCUAUUUCUUAAACAGGAAACUUAAACAUUAAGUUAACCCUAUUCCAAAUUCGUUUUUAAAAUAUUCAAAUGAUGAAAGUUAUUGUUGUAAUUAAGCGUUUAUUAGCAAGUGGGAACGAGCAACAUGGCCGCCAUCUAUUCAAAUGGGGGUAACCGCUGGAAUAUUCUUGGCUUCAAUUUUACUAAAAGAGAUGCGCUAUCUAGUGUAUAUAAGAUAUCUAUGAAAACUAAGUACACGAUAAUAGGAUCAUCAUAUAAUCUAACUAAUAAAGUUCACGACUAUCCUGUGUUCUUAAACAACAAACCUCUUUUCGAAUGUCUGGGCGUAUUACUAGAUGAAAACCUCAAAUGGGAUAAACAAAUCGGAAAGAUAUUGAAAAAAGUUGGAUCUGGCAUUGCAAUGUUGCAAAGGGCUAAAAAUUUCAUUCCAGUAGCUCACUCCAAAUAAUUUACAAUGCCUUGAUUCAGCCUUAUUUUGAUUACUGUUCUCCAGUAUGGGACAUCUGUGGCACACAACUGCUUGAUAAACUUCAUAAAUUUCAAAAUCGUGCGGAAAGAAUAUUGCUGGCGCAAGUUACGAAAUUGAUUCUGUUGUUGUUCUUGAAACUCUUGGUUGGGAAACUUUAAAAAGUAGAAGACAGAAGAUGAAGCCCAUUCCUCUGUAUAAGAUUCUAAACGAUUAUACUGCUCCUAACUAUAACUAAACGAACUAUAACUUAAGAAAUAGCUAUACUGAUUUAGCUCUCCCAAAACCGACAAGGGAAUUCCUAAAAAAAGUUUUAAAUACAGCGUGGCAAAGCUUUGGAACAGCCUUUCUCGCGAUAUCUUAUAUUCAUAUAUAUACCGCUGUCAAAAUCAUAUAUCGAUUCUCCGUUUUCGUAAAUAACUCGCAGUAUAUUAUUACCACUUAUUUUUCACCCUGCUCGGUCUUUCUCAAUUUUCAAACACGCAAAGGAUUAUCAUAUGCUGUUCCUAUAUACUAAGACUUAAACAAACUCGCGAUAUCUUAUAAAUGAUAUAUUCAUCAUAUAUACUGUCCAACUCACAUAUCAAAUAAUCGUUCUCGUAAAAUAACCCGCAAUAUAUUGCUACCAUAUAUUCUGUUGCGUCUUUAAUAGGGAGGGAUUAUUAUCACAUGCUGUUCCUAUAUACUAACACUUAAACAAACUCGCGAUCAAAAUCAUAUAUCGAUUCUUCGUUAUAGAAAACCAUGCAGUAUUAUAUUAAUGACAAACAUUUAUAGGUCCUAUAGAGACUAUAUAGUGUUUAUAUAUAUAAUUAGUAGUUACAGUCUAUUUAUAUACGCAUCGUGUAUAAAGGUUGAUAAUUUCUGUUUCCAUCUGCACGAAACCACAAUAUACAGUUAAUAUAAUCAAAAAAUACAUUUUCGCAUCGUUGUUCGAGACGAUUCUACCGACGGACAAUAUGUUUACCGAUCGUGAUUUGCCUUACCAUCGGUACCGACGGACAACGUUUUCGAGGGCUGCCUUAUACUCAACCACGCACUCAGGCUCUCAGAAGAGAGCGUGGGUGCUUCAUAAGAGCUUGAAUGCGACGUUGCCUUAUAAUUAGAGACCUUAAAUUUUAAGACGGCAUGCAACGCGACGACGACGGCCAAAACAAACCUCUUCAAAUAAAUGGUAGUAAAGAUAAUUCGUGGUAUAUUAUCAAUCGUAUGAAUUUAUUACAGUCCUAGAAGUUGAAGACAUGGGUUUUAUGUUUGGGAAGAGAACUCAGUUUGAAGAUGCACUUGUUGCGACUUGAAAUGCAGCCGUUGCAAUUGUAUAUAUCAAGACGUGAAAAUCUGUGACUUGGCGUUGUAAACAGAGCGAGGACAAUGUCUAAAUUAUUCGUAUAUUGUAAUUGUUCAAUUCUUUUCAAUGAUUUAUUGUAUUGUAUUGGUAGCCGUUGCCGUCGCGUUGUCGUCCUAUAAAUCGUAAGGUCUCUAGUAUACUCAUUCACCAACGGACUUUACAUAUUUACCGAUGGUGUACCGACGGACAGGGUUUCGGAAGGCUUACUAACUCAUUUGCGAACGGACUUUACAAAUUUACUGAUGGUAUAUUCGUUUCUCCAUCGGCACGAACGGACAAAAUCUAUUUACCGAUGGUAAAUUGGCUUACCAUCAGUAGCGACGUCACCGACGGACAGGGUUUUGAAGGGCUACCUUAGCCUCUCACAAUGCUAACUACCUCAUUAUUUGCCAACAGACUUAACAAAUUUACCGAUGGUGGAUUCAUUUAUCCAUCGGUACCGAUGAAGAAUAUCUAUUUACUGAUGGUGAAUUUAAUUGGCUUACCAUCGGUACCGACGGACAGAGUGUUUGAGAGUUACCUUAUAUUCAACCUCGCACCCAGGCUCUCAGGAGAGAGCUUGGGUGCUUCAUAAGAGGCUGGAUGUGGGGUUGCCUUAUAAUUACCUCAUUCACCAACGGACUUUAAUACCGAUGGUGAAUUCAUUUCUCCAUCGGUACAGAGUACGGACGGACAAUAUCUAUUUACCGAUGGUGAUUUGGUUUACCUUGCCUCUCGCAAUGCUAACUACCUCAUUUGCCAACGGAAUUUACAAAUUUACCGAUGGAGAAUAUUUAUUACCGAUGGUAAAUUGCUUUAUCAUCGGUACCAAUGAACAUUCCAUAUUUACCGAUGGUAUAUUCGUAUCUCCAUCGGUACGGAUGGAACCGAUGGUAGGAAUAAUUUCACCAAACUAACCGUCGGUAUGCUUGCUACAGUAUUGAACAACCCUCGCAAUAUACGCCGCGUAUUGUACAGCAUGUGCGUGAAAAUCAUAUGCGUUUGAUUAGUUCAUUUAAAAGUGCUCAUAUAACAAUACUGCAUAGAAUAGAAACUUUAUUUCACGAGGGAAAACGUAUUAACCGUAAAAGUUAUCUAACAUACGGCCCUCGCACUAUUUUGAUAUUUACAGGCAUAAAAAGUAUUAAGGAUUACGACUAUUUACAUUCGAGAAAAAAUAAUUAAUAAUGAAUACAAUUACAAUUUAGUAAAUAUUUACAAUUUAUACAAAAAAAAUGCAUGCCGAAACGAUUAGGUAAAUUUCGCUAUUUCGUUAUGACGUUAUCCGGAGCGGUUACCUGCAUAACCUUGUGUCCUUAAUAUAGUAUUUGGUGUGAUUUUUAGGCUCUCGGCCUCUUACGUCGCCCUCGACAGUUGACCCUCGACACUCGACCAAUAGAUAAACUCAAAAAUAAUAUGGCAAACUGCAUGUAUAUAAGAUAUAACAUUUAAACUUGUUUUCUAGUUCUUUGUUUGCAAUCACGUGACUUUUUAUAAUAACGUUACAAUCCAAAUGACUUGUGGACGAUUUUUCUCCUAUCAGAAUCGUUGCAGCAAGAAAAACUGAACGGUAGGCCUAAUUCAUCUUUUGAGUCUUAAAAUUCCCUAUUCAGACCAAGCUGGAUAAUAGAGACAAUCUGACAAACACGAGCACACCUAAUGGAAACUAUUUCCGAUUAAGUACUGUAACGUUCAAUAAAAGAUCGUGAAUUCCUGAAAAAUAUACCUGUACAACUCUUCCCAGGAAAAUCCGUCAGUAUUCUUAGCCAGAAUAUUUUGAACUCCAAAUUUCAAAAAAUUCCAAAUACCAUCAACAUCCAUGGUCCUCUAAACAACAAGGAUUUUAAUCGUUAAAAUGUUAAUAUAUUUUUUUCUGUGUUGGUGUUGUGUAUUCAAGGGGAAUAAUAUGUUUGCGAUGUUACUCUGGGUGCAUAUCCACACCGGGCGAGCUUGAAAAAUAUGCCCGGCCACGGUGGGAUUCGAACCUACGACCUUUGGAAUACUAGCCCAAUGCUCUUCCAAACUGAGCUACGCGGUCAGGACGGUUCGAGUAAGUGAUAUUUCGGAACAGUAUCUAGUUCCUUCAAUACCAAUGUGUUCUAGUAAUACGAAUUUUUUUUUGGUUACUUGUACAAAAGCAUUUCAUGAACAAUAAUGUAGUUUCAUCUGUUGUCUCGAAUAAAUGUUUAGGAGUUGAUCUUGUUGACAGGUUGACCUUUGAUAUCAAUAUUGAAGAAAUAUGCAAGAAGAUCUGUGCAGGUAUAGGAGCAUUGAGGAAAAUUAAUUAAAACCAUUUGUUCCCCAGUGUUCUCUUAGCUUGUUACAUUAUACAAAUCAUUAAUCCAGCCAUAUUUUGAUCAUUGCAUGCUCUCCCCUGUGGAAUACAUGUGAUGAAAUAUUAAAAGAUAAAUUGCAAAUAAAUUACGGUGCGGCUAGAGUUAUCAUGAUCACUGGAGCAAGAUUUAGCACUUCCAAAACCACUGUAGAAAACUUCAUGUUACUUUCAUAUAGGGUCUAGUGAGAACGAGUUCUAGUGAGCGUUUAUAUACCGUGAUGUGAGUUUAUUAUAAGUAAUAGCAUGGCUUGAGGGAGAUUAGUGAUUAAAUGGCCCCGUAACCCGAGGCAGGUUUGCGGAAUUCCCGAGGGCGAAGCCCGAGGGAAUUCCGCAAACCUGCCGAGGGUUACGGGGCCAUUUAAUCACUAAUCUCCCGAAAAGCCAUGCUAUUAGUUUGUAAUAGCAUAGUUGCGCUCCCAUUUAAAAAUGGACAAACAUGCCCUACUUGGAAUCAGCGUAUUUAAGCUAAAACAUUUGCUUCAUUGCUUGUGGGAUGUAAAAGCUUGUUGCACAUGCGCACUUUUUACGCUUUAAUCGGUUACGCAUGCGCAAUCUAUCAUUUAAGGUACCACAACAAAAACGCUAAAUAUAUUAGUAUAAAAUUGGAGACUGCAUGUGCGUAAUUUAAAUGAGGCGGUAACUCAGGGAUCGGAUGAUAGACUAUUGACGGCUCUGAGCUAACUGUUGCUGUUCCUUGCACGAUUAUGUGCGUGAGGCACUUGCCUAAAGCGUAGUCGUCAGGGAAACAAAGGUGUGACCCUUGGUAACGGGCGAUUAGUUCUAACGGGCGAUUAGUUAGUAAUGGUACCUGUUGAAACAAAAGAAACCCGGGCAACUAUGCUAUUAUACUUUAUAUUAAAUAAAGAACCUUAUCUAAAGUGAAUUGUGAGUUUUAAGGAAACGUAGUGGCUCUAGAGUGCUACGUUUUCGACACAGUGGCGACCCCGGCAGGAUUAGCGAACCUUUUGCGAGAAAGAAGAAUUUUUUUUAGUUAGCAACAAGCGUACGCGUUUCAUCGGCAAAGUGAAAGUGACCUUUUACAACGAGAUUUGUGAGUUUGUCUAUUGACAUUUUGUGAAUAAUCAUUGAAAUCCAUUGCUUGGCUUCGUUUUGAUAUUUGGGACUUAUUAUCUGGGUUUUUUAAAUGAUAUUUUUCGAAUUUUGUGCUAUAAACUGUUGAUUUUUUGUGAAAAUAUUUAUCGGUGUUGUGCCGACCGCGCAUUCGCGAGACACUCGGAGACCUGGCAACGAAAUACAUCUCUACUUCAUUUAAGCAAACUAUAUCGUACUGCAAGUUAUUCGUGGCGUUUUUGUCGUAAAUUUCAUGAACGUAUUCUAGCUAAAAACACCCAAAUUAAAAUGGAUAAAUCAUUGGAAGAACUUUCAUGCAAGAUAAAAACAUUAAAGUUUCGGAUGAACAAGACCAAUGACGUCAUCGAUAAAAGGGAUAGGGAGGCUCUGGAGCGGCAACGUUUAUCUGUCGCGUCAAGUGCAAUGGUAGUUUACACCAUUAAAGAGACCAUUGAAGAGAGCAUGUUUGCGAAGGGAGAAACAGAAGCAGGGGCGGCGGAAAGUCGAUAAUUGGGGGGGCUGAUAUUCAUAUAUUCGUGUUCACAGACUGUAAAAACAAUCGCUUUCAAAGGAAAUAAAUGAUGCAGAACAUGAAUAUAUGAAUAUCAGCCCCCCCAAUUAUCGACUUUCCGCCGCCCCUGAACAGAAGAAAAGGUAAAAGCAUGGUCACAGGAAGUCGACGUUUUGUUGGCUGAGGCAGAUCAAUGCACCCGUUUGAUCACCAACGUACUAAAAGAUAUUGAAGCAGCUGCUCAAGAGAGUGUGAUCCUAAAAGAACAACAGCAGAAGCUGCAGUUUGAGAAAGAAUUGACAGAGCAACGAUUACGUCAAGAGCAAGAAUCUGAGGAAGCGAAAAGAAAACUUUGA